Nerophis ophidion (straightnose pipefish) is the source of this 2561-nucleotide messenger RNA. RefSeq names its product ETS transcription factor ELK1 (gene elk1). Gene Ontology annotation, molecular function: DNA-binding transcription factor activity, RNA polymerase II-specific; sequence-specific DNA binding. The transcript is spliced from 11 exons. The record is from RefSeq and is a predicted model, not a curated record. Gene Ontology annotation, cellular component: nucleus. Bases 769 to 2427 code for a protein of 552 amino acids. Gene Ontology annotation, biological process: regulation of transcription by RNA polymerase II; cell differentiation. Lineage: Eukaryota; Metazoa; Chordata; Actinopteri; Syngnathiformes; Syngnathidae.
AAAAAAAAAAAAAAAAGUGAGGAGGCGUUCGCCCAAACAGGAAGACGCCUCGAAAAAACAACAACGGAGCCAUCCGAUUGUUGUUUAUUGAUGGCGGAACAGGAGUAAACAAAGCGGGAAGAUUCUUCAAAGCGGUUUCGGGCGCUUCCGGAAGAGUUCGGAAGGCUCUCGGGGGAACUCCGUGGCUGCAGCCCGCGGUGGCUGCGGUGUUGCUGGGGCUGACGCACACUCGAGAGGCGGGGAGGGGGGAGCUGUCACCGAGCUAAGCUAGUUAGCUUAGCUCAGCGAACACUCGUCUUUAAAACCACUUCUGAUCCACCGGAAGGACAUUUUGACGAAUUCUAGUUAGCGCGGCGGCUAGUUAGCACUUGUCAACACGUUGGGGACGCGCCGAGGAAAAAACAACAACAAGUCGAUUGCCACGCUCACGCUAAAGUGUGAAAAAAACACAACACUGGAAUUUUCUUCGGUGCACGAUUUUAAGCGCUCGCACUACUUUUGCUUUUAUUGUUUACUUUCACAUCAUUUAAAGUUUACUUGUGAUUCGGGUGUUAGCAUGGAGGCUGCAUACCCGGGCAGCAGCGCCUCGGAGCGGUUACGUAACAGCCGCAAGCUGCCGCUCUGACAGCUGCAAACACACACAAAUAUACAUAUAUACAUAUAUAUACACACACAUAUAAACACACGCACACAAAGAGCGAGCGCAACAAGAAGAGGAAGAACAACAUGGAGGAGCUGUGAGAGAACAUUAAUAACAUUUUCAUCAAGAUGGAUUCUAAUCCCCUCAUUAACGCCAUGGACCCGUCCAUCACGCUCUGGCAGUUUUUGCUCCACCUGCUGGACGACCAGCGCCAGCGUCACCUGAUCUCGUGGACGGGCGAGGACGGCGAGUUCAAGCUGCUGGACGCGGAGGAAGUGGCCCGCCUUUGGGGGCUCCGCAAGAACAAGCACAACAUGAACUACGACAAACUCAGCCGCGCGCUGCGGUACUACUACGACAAGAACAUCAUCAAGAAGGUGAGCGGACAAAAGUUUGUGUACAAGUUCGUCAGCCAGCCCGACCCCUCCCUGCCCGACGGGACGCGCACCCCGGAAGAAGGCCAGAGGAGGGACAACGUGGACGGCAAUGGCCAAUCGAAAGGGGGCGGGGCAUUGAGCUGUCAGUCAAAGGGCAUAGCACAGAAGUCGUCGCCCGGCGGCUCCUACAAAAGUUCCCGUAACGACUACAUGAAGUCCGGCCUCUACUCCACCUUCACCAUCCAAUCGCUGCAGGCUCCGCCCAACCCUCGACCGGUCAAAGCGGAGCUGAUGCUGGACCCCGCCCCCAGAGAGGUUUCCUCGCCGCCAGCAGGCGCCGCCGUCGAUCCUUCUCGCCAGGUGAUCGUCACUCAUGCUUCGCCAUGUUCCAUACCUGUUGUCAACCAAGCCCAGCCAGCCAACACCCCCGGCCAAUCACAGAACCCGUCCGGCCCCCCGCUGGGUGACCCUCCCCAUAUUUACCUCACCAGCGUCAGCGACCCCUCCUCCCUCACACCGCUCAUCCCCAUAGGUUCCGUCGGGGGCGCCGUGAGUCCCGUACCGCCGCCGCCACAGCCAGACGGCGGCGGCGGUGGCGGCAUGGCUACCGUUGCCAGUUUCCCUCCCCAUCCGAACCCCGCCCCUCACCCAACUCACUCCCCGCCCGUCUUCGUUAUCAUCAACCCUCCUCCCUCGCAGCAGGCCGCUGUGGCGUCCGCACCCCCAUCUGUCGCCCCGCCUCCAGCACGACCGCCCCUGCCACCCAUCAUCAUCAAGGAGGAGACCCUGCCGUUGGAGGAUGACCUCAUGGAGAUAGUGACCCUGGAGGAGAAGCAGGUGGAGGAGGUUCCUCAGCUCAUUUGUGGCACGGGUGGACCACAGCCUCAGCUCGCCGUCAUAGAAGCCACGCCCCCUCCCAGCAUCGACGCCGAGGUCAGAGAUCAGCAUUCGGGAAGCGAGGAAAAGGACACGCCAACAGACCCGUCCGUGUCUGCGGUGACGUCAUCGACGCCACUGGCGGCGGCGAGGUCGGCUUCAGACGUGGUUCCUCCCAAACCGAAGAAGCCCCGAGGCUUGGAGCUGCCGUCCUCCCCCUCCCUCCCCCCCGGCCUCUCCCUGGACAAGUUCAACGCCGCCGUCAACAGUCUGCUGGCGCCCGGCUCGGCCGCCAACACGCUGACGCCCGGCGUCAUCACCUCGCACGCCCUGACGCCCGUCCUGUUGACCCCCAGCCCGCUUCCCUCCACCAUCCACUUCUGGAGCACGCUCAGUCCCAUCGCUCCCCGCUCGCCCGCCAAGCUCUCCUUCCAGUUCCCCACGAACGGCAGCAACCAGAUGCACAUCCCGGCGCUGAGCGUGGACGGACUGUCCACCCCCGUGGUGCUGUCCCCCGGCCCCCAGAAACCCUGAACCUUCCUGGCCUCUUGUUUGCUCUCCUCGCCAGGGUCCCGAGAUGGCGGCCUCACAGUCAUGGCCAGCUUGGAGGACCUCAAGGACGACACUCCGCCUCCUGCUCAUUAAUAUUCACGAGGAAGAAGGGAAGU